AUGGAAGACUGUUGGACCUUGUAUGUUGACGGAUCAUCGAAUCAAAACUGGAGCAUGGCUGGAUUGACCUUAACCAGCCUAGAAGAAGUGUUAUGGGCUUAUCGUACGACUCCUCGGACCGCCACAGGAAAAAGCCCAUUUAGCAUGACGUUCGGAUCUGAGGCGGUCAUACCCGUAGAGAUCGGAAUCCCAAGUCCCAGGGUGGAAACAUUUGAAGUGGAGAAAAAUACAAAAGGUCUGAGGUGUAACCAUGAUCUAAUCGUGAAGCAUAGAGAGCGGGCAAGGAUCAGGAUGGCUGCAUAUCAACAAAGGGUGGCCAAGUAUUACAAUAGUCGUGUUCGGUCACGCUACUAUCGACCGGGAGAGUUGGUCCUCAGGAAAGCUCAGUUCAACUACCAGGAAAGGCACAACAAGUUAUCUCCAAAUUGGGAUGACCCUUACCGUGUCCGAGCAGCGGUGAAGGAAGGCACUUAUAAGUUGGAGGACUUAGACGGAAAGCCUAUACCAAGGUCCUGA
Messenger RNA from Striga hermonthica, 516 nucleotides. Lineage: Eukaryota; Viridiplantae; Streptophyta; Magnoliopsida; Lamiales; Orobanchaceae. The record is from the annotation of a GenBank genome assembly.